AUGGGCGACUACGGCAGCACGGAAUCUCAGACACUUGACGUCGAUGUCCUCAUUGUUGGCGCGGGACCUACAGGUGCUUCUUUAGGCAGCUUCCUUGGAUCUCACGAAUGUCUUCGAGAAAUUGGCAUCGAGGCAAAAGCACAGGAGGUUGCUUGGCCCGUAUCAGAGUACUCGACCUAUACUCGUUUCUGCAAGACGCUUGUUGGUGAAGAAAUCUACAGAGCCCAUGUGUUUGGUAACGAUCCCCAUCGACAUGGUGAUUACUUCGAUGCAAGUCCGUCCAAGACGCUCUGUCUCUGUCAGUCCGAUCUUGAGCCCUUGUUGCUCGAACAUUCUGAAAAACAUGGUUUUCCAACACGUUGGAAUACGAGACUGGUCAGCUUUACCGAGGAUGCAGAAAAGGAUAUUGUGAUAAGCACACUUGAAAACACUGUCACAGGUGAAAUCACUACUGUCCGUUCCAAGCAGCUUGCAGGUGCAGAUGGGCCCGAUAGUACCGUAGCACGCCAGCUCAAUCUCCCCAUGGUCCACGGCCCAGGUAAUGGCUUCGUCAUCAGCGUGUGGGUUGAAGCUGAUCUGAAGCACCUUACUGAGCACAAUCGCGGUCUACUCCACUACCUCGAUCGUCCAGACAAGCCGCAACCUGACUAUGGCGUUCUGGGAAUCGCGCACUUCAUCAAGCCCUGGAAUGACUGGGUGAUUUCGCUGUUCCCGCACCCCACGUACAAGAAACUCGAGGCAACCGAGGAGCAGAUCUUGGCCCGCAUGAAGGAACUUGUUGGUGAUGACACCAUCGAGUACAAGGUCAAAGAAAUCAGCACCUGGAGCUUCGACGAGGUCUACGCCAAGCACUACUCGUCCCCCUCGGGCAAUGUGCACGCCUUAGGCAACUCUGUGCACCGCCAUCCACCCUUUGGCGGUCUCGGCAUCAGCACCUGCAUGGAAGACUCGUACAACAUGGCAUGGAAAAUGGCCUACGUCCUCCAAGGCAAAGCCAACAAAUCCCUCCUGAAAACCUACAACGACGAGCGCCAACCCGCCGGUGAAUACGUCGUCCAGCGCACUAACGAAAACGGGCGUCUAAACUUUGGCUUCUACGGCCAAUUCGGCUUCCUCAAUGAAAUCGGCGCCGACCGCCGCGCCGAAAUGGACGAAUUACUGCGCCAGGACUCGCCGGAAGGCGAAGCCGCCCGCCAUCGCUUCCGAAAGGCUAUCCGCGAUCUCGCGGAUGAACGGCACUGUAUCGGCGCCAUGAUGAACCAGUGGUACAAGUCGUCUGCUGUGUACGCGGCCGAUGAAACCAAAGACCCGGACUGGCCCACCAAUGCAUCAGAUCGCUCCACCAAGCUCUACACGAGCACCUAUCCCGGUUGGCGUGUCCCCCAUGCCUGGCUUGCGCCCCGCCAGACUGAACCUGGCCCCCGACUCCCCUUGGUCUCGACCAGAGAUGUCGUCGGACAUAACCGCUUUACCCUCCUCACGGGAAUCGGCGGUAAGGCUGUGUGGGGCCCGGCUGCAGAACACGUCGCUAAAGAGACGGGCGUCGAGAUUGCGGUUGCGAGUAUUGGUUUUGGCCAGGACUAUGGCGAUGCGCUGUUCCGGUGGCAUGAGGUGCGUGGCGUCGAGGAGAAGGGUGCCGUGUUGGUGAGACCGGAUCGCACGGUUGCGUGGCGCGCGAAGAAGCCGUUGGGAAGUGAGGAGGAGACGAGGGAGAAGUUGGGUGUUGUGAUGAAGUCGGUUUUGGGGAUUUAGAGGGGUGUUUUUCUUUCUU
Bipolaris maydis ATCC 48331 is the source of this 1771-nucleotide messenger RNA. The record is from RefSeq and is a predicted model, not a curated record. Lineage: Eukaryota; Fungi; Ascomycota; Dothideomycetes; Pleosporales; Pleosporaceae.